This is a messenger RNA of Bombina bombina (fire-bellied toad), 9180 nucleotides long. RefSeq names its product solute carrier family 25 member 47 (gene SLC25A47). Gene Ontology annotation, biological process: transmembrane transport. NCBI's taxonomy places the organism in Eukaryota, Metazoa, Chordata, Amphibia, Anura, Bombinatoridae. Gene Ontology annotation, cellular component: mitochondrion. The record is from RefSeq and is a predicted model, not a curated record. Bases 1878 to 2759 code for a protein of 293 amino acids. Gene Ontology annotation, molecular function: transmembrane transporter activity. The transcript has 8 exons.
GACCCAGUGAGAACUCAGAUAUCCCGGGGGAAGGGGCCAAGUGAGAACUCAGAUACCCCGGGGAGGGGAUCAGUGAGGACUCAGACACCCCGGGGAGGGGAUCAGUGAGGACUCAGAUACCCCGGGGAGGGGAUCAGUGAGAACUCAGACACUCUGAGGGAGGGGUAAAGAGUUGUCAUUGACAGAGCUGCCUAAGUCCCUUCUAAGCAGAUCAUGCCCAGAGAGCAGACAGACAACACCAUGGCCAGAUGCCCACACUGUAGGCUAACAACAUGUGUACUCUAAAUGAUGUCACGUUAUCCUGCCCACUAUUUUCAGCAUUGCGUGUUCAAAAUACUUAAACCAAUAACUUUUUGCUUAAAGCGCCAUUUUGAAACCUAGGUAUUGUAAACGGAUUGGUACAGAGCAAAGGAUACCCACGGAGUGGGUUUGGAAAACAAUUAAAUUUGCAGACAAGAUUUCUGAUAUACGGUAGAGAUAUGUUAAUGAAAUGCUAUUGAUAAAAAGCGUAUUUGGGGUAGUUAGUUAGUAACAGGCAUAGAAAAUAUUUACUUACAGUGGCCCUUUAAAUUUAAAGGAUCUCUACAAAUAUCUACAUAGAUUGUAUCAAGCGCGAGGACAUAUAUUAUUAUAAUGCGGUUAAAAUAUUAACAAAACAUCAUUGUUACAAAUGUAACAGUACUAAACUAAAGAUGUACACAUAUACAAAAGAUCUUAAAGAGAUAUUAGAGCAUUACAUACAUCUCUAAAUCAAUAUUGUCUGAUUAUGUAGAACAUAUUACAUUGUAUUAUCAGAUGGAUUUCUGACAAGCCAACAAUAACUCCAUAGAUAUAUAUUUCCAGCACAUUUACCUACAGAAUUUAUAACAUAAUCUUAAGGAGUACUAAACAUAUAUUAUAGUUGAUUAACAAACCAAAAAACAAAUCUCGUUAUCAGAAAGAAAAAAAAAUAAGCAAAUAUAAGUGGGCAUGAAGAAGGGGAUAUAUACUGUUUAUAAAUGUCAGGAAUUUAUAGGACACAUUUAAAUAAUGCACCCAACAUUCUAUUGUCAUCAAAUCCCAAUUUAACAAUGUAUUUCAUAAGACAGAAUUAUGUAAAUAUAAUCUAAAAUAGGGUUUUUAAACACGUUUACAACAAUAGUAACUAAUUGCUAGAAUCUGUGAGUACGGGGAAACCCGAUACGCAUCCUGUGGCUUGGGAUGUGUGCUGCUCCCUGUUUGUUUUAAUCUUACUGUAUGUUGUAAUGCCUAUGCUGGUAAAAAAAAAUUCUGUUUUGGUUUUUAUUUUUGAAUGAAUAAAUCUACUUGGUUUUUACGGAGCCGUUCUAGCGUCACUUCUUUGGAACAUUGCACUUUUUGGACCUGGCUACUGGGCUCGUAUUAACUGAUCAAGACACUUAUUCUAAACUGGAAGUAUUACCUGCCCGGCAGGCUGCUGGUGAUCUAUCUCUGGGACUGUUUGGCGGAGUACGAAAAACACAGGUAGUGUUAUCCUCACGGAGGUUGUGUGGCCUUGCACCUGUUCACCAGGAAAGGACUCUUGGCAGUGGAUGUCUGCUUGCCCGGCGGAUCGAGUAAAACACUGUGAGAGUGUUAUCCCUAAUUAGGGUUUUGUGGCGGGGAUUCUCUGCUUUUGGAUUUUACCAUAACGUCAGAAGCUCAUGAGGUGGGCGUCACAGUGCAGAUAAAUAGAGGAUAAUAAUCAGCUUGGAUGACAUUAAUGCUAUUAUAACCACCAGCAGCUGCACAUGAUAUUUGUGAAACCGAAGCUUCAGGACUGUGUGACUGGUGCUGAGGGAACAGUGUGACUGGAGCUACAGGACAGGAAAAUCAGAACCUUGUGAUAUAUGUAGCAGUGUAACUGAGGACCUUGGCAGAUGGCUGACUUCAUUGCUGGUGCUUUAGGAGGUGCGUGUGGGGUAAUGGUUGGAUACCCUUUGGAUACAGUGAAAGUACGAAUUCAGACUCAGAGGAACUACAAUGGUAUUUGGCAUUGCAUAUAUUCAACCUACAAAGUGGAAAGGCUAUCCGGAUUUUUCAAAGGAAUGUCAGUGCCUAUAUCAACAGUAUCUGUCAGCUCAUCUAUUGUUUUUGGCAUGUACAGAAAUUGCCUCUACAACUUAUGCAAGUUAAAAUAUGGAACAACAAAAGUAAAACCAUCAAAGUUUGAUAUUUUCCUCUCGGGGUACGCAGCUGGUGCAGCGCAGGCCUUAGUAUCAUCUCCUGCUGACAUGGCCAAAGUCCGUCUUCAAACCCAAACAAAAGCACACAGUUCUAUAUCAUGUUCUUUGGUGGCCAGGCCAAAGUACUCAGGUCCUAUCCACUGCCUGAUGACAAUUGUUAAAGAGGAAGGAUUUCUUGGACUAUACAGGGGCUUGUGUGCUUUAAUGUUCAGAGACUGCCACUCGUUUGCAACAUAUUUCUUAUCAUACGCUGUUCUUCGGGAAUGGUUUGUGCCAGAGGAACCAAGUAAGUCAGAUGUAGUGGGUGUUCUGCUUGCGGGUGGGUUUGCCGGAGUCGUGGCCUGGAGUAUUGCUACACCUAUGGAUGUGAUCAAAUCUCGGCUUCAGGUGGAUGGAGUGACCCAGAGGAAGUACAGGGGGAUCAUUCACUGUGUUACAAAGAGUGUGCAGCAGGAAGGGGUUCAGGUUUUAUUUAAAGGACUCUCACUGAAUUGUCUCCGCGCCUUUCCUGUCAACAUGGUUGUAUUUCUUACAUAUGAAGCAAUCCUGAAACAACUCAAACCUUUUGUUGUGUAAAUAGGUAAUAAGAUCAUACACUGGUACACAUAGCUCUUUUAUUAAAGAGACAUGAAACCCAAAGUUUUUCUUUCAUGACUCAGAGAAUACAAUUUUAAACAUUACAAUUUACUUCUGUUAUUUAAUUUGCUUCAUUCUACAGAUAUCCUUUGUUGAAGAAAUAGCAAUUCAUAUAGGCGAGCCAAUCACACAAGGCAUCUAUGUGCAACCACCAAUCAGCAGCUACUGAGCCUAUUUAGAUAUACUUUCCAAUUAAGGACAUCAAGAGAAUGAAGCAAAUUAGAUAAUAGAAGUACAUUGGAACAAAUUUGUUUUGGCUUUCAUGUCCCUUUAACAUCUUGGAUAUUCAGGGCUUCCAACUCAACCAUGUUUCCCUGAACAAAUGUGAGUUACACCAGCUGCAGGGAAUAAAAACAAUACUGCUGUUAUUUAUGUUGCUCCUUACACACCCUGCAGCUGGUGUAAAAUAUAACUAUCUAGGAAAACAUUGCCAAGGUGGCAGGCGUACGAAUAUCUGUUCCAGAGCUAAGGUUUGUUGGGUGAAGGACAAGUCCCUGUUUAAUAAACUGUAAAACUGCCUAAACAAUCCUCUUGUAAUAGUGUAAAGUGGACUCAUGGGCCUGAGUGAUUUGACCAUAUUAAGAGGAGAUCCUGCUAUUUUUUAUCUAGUUCCUAUAACAAUGGUUCACUGUUCAAUAUUACAAUUGUAUUUGAGGAUUGGAAUUUUUUUUUCUUUUUUAGUAGGUUCCGAAUACAAAGAUAUCUUCAGUCUAUUAAUACUUUGUAUAUACGGUUGUUACUUUUUAUAUCUGCUCUGCUAACUGGCAUCAACAAUUAUACAGCAUAACUCAGAAACUAAUGCUGGGGGGGGGGGGGGGGGGGGGGCUAGUUUUAAGUAACUGUUUAUAAUUAGAUUCCAACAAACUUAGAUGUUGUACCACAGCAGGUCUCUAUUUCUAAAUGUAUUAUUUAUGAUGUACAUUGACCUGAACCCCAAAAACAUCAGCCAUGACGGUAAAUUAUGGGCUAGGUGCCAAGGCUUUUAAAAUAUGGCCUAGGUAGCAAACUUAUUUGUAUUUCAUUUUUUUAAUUGACCUAUUUUAAGACAUUUGAGUUGAAAGCAUCUAUUUUAAAGGGAUAGGAAGGUCAAAACCAUUUGUGCAAUAUACUUCUAGUAAUAGUUAUUACUGCUUUUAAGUGGCAUAUUCAGAAAGUCAGCAGUGGCUUGUAUGACACAAAAUAAAGGACCAUUAAAUACAGUAGAAAUACAUAAUAAAAAGAUAAUGCAAUAGAACUUAAACUUUAAAUGAGCAGUAAUUUGUUUCUGACAAAUUUCAAAAUGUACUUAAAUUUGCCAGCCCACUGUGUCAUGUGACAGCCUUCAGCCAAUAGCUGACUCACAUACAUAUACACUGGGAACUCUUGCAGAUGCUCAGUAGUAGCUGUUGUACAUAUAAAAGGACUGUGCAUGCAUUUAUGGGCUCAAGAUUAGAGAAGUUUAUUGGUUGCUAUCAACAUAGCCAAUUUUUAUAUAGUUCAUAAUUGAUGAAAUGAAAAUUUGUAUUGUUAAAAGCUAAGAAAUAAUAAUAAAAAAAUUACUGUGCACACGUUGAUAAUAAACUUGAAAUUCUCUUAAAGCGGCAUGCUCUAAAUGAAUCAUGAAAGUUUAAAUAACAAUUUUGACAUGUGUCUUCAAUGACACAAUACACACCACUAUCAGCUCUAUGAGCAGGCAUGAUGUUUUAGUCUUGAUCCUUUAGUCACAUGUAGCAUAUGCACAUAUGCCACUGAACCAGUAAUAACUGCUAUUAGAAGCAUUUUUGAUAAUGGAAAUAUAUUGCAAAGCUGCUUCUAUUUAGCCGCUUGGGUAAUGUCUGUUUUACCCAGGUAAUCCUAGGAUUACCCAAUAUCUGACUUUACCCGCAACAAAUAUAUAUAGACACGAGAACGGUCCAGCUCCCUCUCCAAUGCAUUCACACUGCUGUCUAGUGCAGGGCAUAUCGUCCCUUGAUUAACCUUCAAGUUUAUUGAAGGGUUAAAAUUGUCCUUCAAUUGUCAUCAAUGAGAUGUGCUAUUACUACAUGCCUCACUACAAGAGGUAUUUGGCAAUAGUGCAGUCUUGUCGCUGUCGGUAAAAGUCGUGCUAUUUAACACCUUAGUGUGAAAAAGACAGCUGACAUAGAGGGUAGGUCGGCAGUUGUUAAAUGGACAUUAAAGGGACAGUCUACUCCAGAAGUUUUAUUGCUAAAAAAAGAUACAUAACCCCUUUAUUACCCAUUCCCCAGUUUUGCAUAACCAACACGGUUAUAUUAAUAUACUAUUUACCUCUUUGCUUACCUUCUAUCUAAGCCCCUGCAGACUGCCCCCUUAUUUUAGUUCUUUUGACAGAUUUGCAUUUUAGCCAAUCAGUGCCCUCUCAUAAGUAACUCCACGGGCAUGAACACAAUGUUAUCUAUAUGGUACACAUGAACUAACGCCCUCUAGCUGUGAAAAACUGUCAAAUGCACUGAGAAAAGAGGCAGCCUUCAAGGGCCUCAGAAAUGAUCAUAGAAGCCUACCUAGGUUUAUCUUUUAACUAAGAAUACAGAGAACAAAGCAAAUGUGAUGAUAAAAUCGAAUAGGAAAUUUGUUACUAUCUGAAUCAUGGAAGUUCAGACUGUCCCUUUAACAACUGGCUUCUGUAAUUGGUUAAAAUAAAAGAACAGCUUUAAAGAGAGCUACAGGUACAGGAGAACACAGUAGUAUAGUGACUAGUAACCUUGCUACUGUACUUUUACCCAGCUAUUUAAUGUCCCUUUAAAUAGUAGGCUCAGGAGGAGCACUGCAUUACUGAGAGCUAGUUGAACACAUCCUGUGAGUCAAUGGCAAGAGGAAUAUAUGUACAUGCACCAAUGAGCAGUUGGUUACCAGUAGUGCACUGCUGCUCGUGAGUCUACCUAGCUAUACUCUUUAAAGGGACAGUCAACUCUAAAAUGUUUAUUGUUUAAAAAGAUAGAUAAUGCCUUUACUACCCAUUCCCCAGCUUUGCACAAAUAACAUUGUUAUAUUAACCCUUUCAUGCCGGGGUUAACAUGUCUACAUCGGAACAACUGUUCCGAUGUAAACAAUUUGAAAUCUCGCGAUCGUGCAUGUGAUCACGAGCUUUCAAUGAUGGGAUCGCGUCAGGGGGGCGUCCCUAUGAUGCUAGGCACACCCUCCAGACCGCGAUCCCAUUAGGGAAGCGCCAGUGGCUUCAGGAAAGCCAAGCUGUUAGGACAUUGUAUUCCGUCCAUCAGCGCUAAAGCCCAGCAAAAUUAAAACAGAAUACAACAUCGUGACCCUACCAAGGCACUACACAGGAUGCUGAUGCAAGGUUAGAACACCAGAACGACAGACCCCCAAAGGAAGUCCAGAACACAUUCCCGCACAGAAAAACAAAGGCCCCGAGUAGCCAUAAGAAGGGGACCAGACACUCCAAAGAGAGAAAAGGAAGAACCCUUUCCAAACGCAACCCGAACCCCAGAGGGAAAAAAACUGGGACAAGCAUAGACAGAACUAUACUAACACCACCCGGAACCCCAGCCCAAUCCCAGAUCCACAAAUUCAGGUCAGACACUUCUUACAUGAGGAAAGAACCCCAAAAAGAACCGAUCUCAAGGCGAUAGAACCCACAACACAGAACAAACUCAGCAAAAUUCAGAAACUAGGGUCCCACAUUGGCUCCCGACCCCAAGAGGGUGGAAAAAUUCUGGAAAAAAACAGAACCAGAACCGAAACGAACAAGGCGACCCCAAUAAAAUCGGGUUCCAGCUAGAAGAGACCUCCAGCAGCGAAAAAGGCGAAAAAGGCGAACCAGGCCCCCACGUGGUAAGUCACAGGCUAGCCACCCACACAGCACCGCUGCCAGAUCACAGAGAAUGCAGGCAUGAUCCCACUAUUUCUCGCAUACCAUCAAGUGCUCCACCGCUAAUCCACGAAGAUCCAUUAAAGCGGAACGAAACGAGGUCCAGAGACCCUAGGAGUCUAAAACCACCCAAAGGGUAGCAAGAAGAUUAAGGCCCAAAAACUACCCUAGCGGAGAAGGCCCCGCCCCCUGAAAGGAGAACCAAAGCGAUGUGGCGGAAGCCACUGACCCAGCCCCGGGAAGAGAGUGGCAUGUCUAAUCUCUCCCGGUAUGCGUACCCAAAGGCCCUGAUGUAGAUGUAUAUAGUAGUUUCUGAAAACAAAACAAUAAAACAAAAAAAAAAAGGUCCCGCCAAACCCACCAGGCGUCACUGACAACACAACAAAGUGCACACAAAUUCCGGACCUAACAGUCCGCGAACAACUUCCAAGGAAGUAACAAAAAGCAAGUCCAUCGCAGAAAUUCCCGAGGGAAUAAAUCAAAUAAAAAAAUAUCCUAACCGGAUGAAAGAAAAGAAGGCAGCCCGAAGGCAUCCGCCAAAAAAAACUCUGGGAAAGGACACGAGCGACCGACAGGAGACGAUCAACAUCCCAAAUAGUCUAGCUCAAAGCACCAUUCGAUGACACAUUCCCCGACUGAUAGAGGAGAGGAUCCCCCAAUAAGUCGAAAAGACGACGGAAUAGAACAUGCAGCCACGCGAUCCCAUAACUAAAGGUCUAUUAAUAUAUUUAAACGGAAAGGACCCGCCAUCUCCAGGUGAAACAAACCAACACUUCUCUGCCAACCUCCUUGGACGAAAGUGGGAGGAGUAUUUAAGCCUUUGGCUGGUGUGUCUUUGCCUCUUCCUGGUGGCCAGGUUCUUAUUUCCCACAAGUAAUGAAUGCGGCUGUGGACUCUUUCCCAUUAGAAAGAAAAGGUAUACUAAUAUAACCGUGUUGGUUAUGCAAAACUGGGGAAUGGAUAAUAUAGGGAUUGUCUAUCUUUUUUAAACAUUAACAAUUCUGGGGUAGACUGUCCCUUUAAAAAAAGCUUACCAAGUGAAUGAAGCAAAGUACAUAAUAGAAGUAAAUUAGAAAGUUGUUUAAAAUUGAAUGUUCUCUAUCUCAAUCAUGAAAUGUUUAUUUUGACUUGACUGUCCCUUUACACUGCAGUUAUAUUAAAUAACUGUGUGUUAAAAACAGACAGGGAAUUAAAUCACUGUUCUGUGUAUUUUCAGAUUAGAAAAAAAUAACUGCUCUGAAAGUGUUUCUGACAAAGAAAAUGUGUUAAACAGUGUACCAUCUGUGUUCUUUGUGUGUCCCUGGCAGAGUGCAGAAUUAACCACUACUCUGUAAGUAGGUGGCAGGAAAGAGUUAAACAGACAUUGUAAUGCUAUUCUAUCAAGAAUUUGACAGAACAGCUAUUAAACAUUAAACAUCUUUAAUUCUGACAUGAAACUGUCAGGAACUGCAGAGGAUACCUGGUUAUGUUUGCUCACUAUCUGCAGCACAAGAAUAUACAUUUUUCAAAAAUAUAUAAUACAUUUUGAAGUACUAAUUUUUGAGUAUCACAUCCCUUUAAUAACUAAAUAAAUAAUGCAAAUACUAUACAACUUGCUGGUGAGGUGGCUCAGAUUACCGUGUGUAUAAGGCAGCACAAAACUUCAAUAUAACUGGUUGGAAGAUAUAUAAAAGUAUUUUUAUUCAGCAUUACAACUAAUAUUUUAUACACAACAAAAUAAAAAGUAGCUUUCAGUGACUGCAUAAGAAUAUUGGCAGGGUACCUCUUAUUCCUGGUGUUUUUACAGACAGGCUGUACCAGGCAGUUACAUCCAUUCUAUUUAUUCCACAUUACAUGUUUAGAAAAAGUAUUUGUGCCUGUAAUGUUCUUUAGUCAAGGACAACACAACAGACGUUCAGAGCAAAAAAUGUCUCAGGGAAUAGAAAUGCUCUGAAUGCACUUUAAAACGACUAAAUCACAUAUAAUGUGCAAUAACCUUUUUCCAUUCUGUUUCUACUGUAAACUAAUUGUAAAUACUUAAAGGACCACUAGAUUACAGUAGAACUGAACAACUGACAACUACACAAGAACAAGACAAUGCACUUGAAUUUGAAAUAGAUUAUUUUCUGGCAAAUUUUAAAGUGAAUCCAUUUCCUCAUCCCUUGUGUCAUGUGACAGCCAUCAGCCAAUCAUACAUAUAUACUGUACACUUUUGCACAUGCUCAGUAGGAGCUGGAGCCUUAGAAAUUGUGUAUAUAAAAAGAUUGUGCACGUUUUGAUAGUGGAAGUAUAUUGUUAAGUUGGUUUAAAUUGCAUGCUUUAUCUGAAUCAUGAAACUUUCAUUUUGAUUUUAGUGGCCCUUUAAUAUUCCAUGUAAUUUAGCACUUUAGAUAAUGUAUAUGUAACUUCAGAAGGGCAUUGUAGCCCAUUUUCUUAAUGCACUGAGCAAUAUGUUAAGAAAAAAAAUGAUUAUUUGAAAUCAUUUAUCCUUGUUUCACAAUAUGUCACUGGUUUAUAACAAAACAACAUGUUUUUGUGAAAUAAAAUUGCCAUACUAAA